Molecule: messenger RNA, 1929 nt
Organism: Plasmodium gonderi
Lineage: Eukaryota; Apicomplexa; Aconoidasida; Haemosporida; Plasmodiidae
Product: FAD-dependent glycerol-3-phosphate dehydrogenase
Exons: 1
Coding region: 1-1929 (642 amino acids)
Biological process (GO): glycerol-3-phosphate metabolic process
Cellular component (GO): glycerol-3-phosphate dehydrogenase (FAD) complex; mitochondrion
Molecular function (GO): glycerol-3-phosphate dehydrogenase (quinone) activity
Source: RefSeq, a predicted model, not a curated record
AUGCUGAAAAAGGCCAUUGCUGCAUCCGGGGGCCUGGGAGUGAUUGGAGCGGGGUGUGUAUACAUUCUGAAGGUGAAUUUUCUCAAGAACAUGAUUGACAAAGAUGUAGUGUACAAAUAUAGCCCCAUAGAGAACCGAAGAGAAAUGAUAAACAAAUUAAAAAAGAAUCAAUAUGAUGUUUUAAUAAUCGGAGGAGGAGCCACAGGUGCAGGACUGGCAUUGGAUUGUGCAACAAGAGGAAUAAAAUGUGCUUUGAUAGAAAAAGAUGAUUUUUCAAGUGGUACUUCCUCCAAAUCAACGAAAUUAUUACAUGGAGGUAUACGGUACUUAGAAAAUGCAGUAAAAAAAUUAGAUUUAACAGAAUUAUAUUUUGUAUGGGAAGCUCUAGGGGAGAGAGCUCAUGCAAUGAAAAUCGCUCCAUUUAUGUCAAGAUCGGUACCUAUAAUUAUGCCGAUAUACAAGUAUUGGGAGGUUCCAUAUUUUGCAUAUAAUAUAAAAGUAUAUGAUUUAUUGGCAGACUUAGUCUGUUAUUUUGAUAAAGGUGUACCAAAUUCAAGUUACAUUCGUCAUUCAAAUACUUUGGAUAGUUUUCCAUUGUUGAAAAAAGAGGAAUUAAAAGGUUCUCUAAUAUAUUUCGAUGGGCAACAUAAUGAUAGUAGAAUGAAUUUAAAUCUCAUUUUAACAAGUGCAAUGGAUGAUUAUAUUCCAGGUCAAGUUGGUUCAACUGUGUGUAACCAUAUGGAAGUGAUUGGCUUUUUGAAAGAUGAAGAAAAUAAAAAAAUUAUUGGUGUAAGAGCAUUAGAUAAAAUCAAUAAUAAAGAAAUCGAAAUUUUUGCAAAAAUUUUAAUCAAUGCAACUGGACCUCAUGGAGAUAUGGUAAGAAAACUAGCUGAUGAAAAUGCAAAUCCAAUGAUUCAGUUAUCAUCAGGAUGCCAUUUUAUACUACCGAAAUGGUAUUCAUCAAAAAAUAAUGGAAUGAUUAUACCUAAGACAAGUGACGGACGAGUACUUUUUCUCUUACCAUGGGAAAAUGCAACUAUUGUUGGAACAACAGAUGAAGAAAGAAAAUUUGAAGAAAAUCCAAAAAUACAAACCAAAGAUACGGAAUUCUUAGCAAAUGAAUUGUCAAAAUAUAUCAAUGUAAACCCAGAUGAAAUUAAAAAUGAUAUCCAAGCUGCAUGGUGUGGUUAUAGACCAUUAGUCAUGGAAAAUAAUAAUAAUAAUAAUAAAAACAAAAAUAAGAAGAAUCAUGUGAUCAAUGAAAAAAAUGAUCAAUCUACUGAUAAAUCAUUGAAGAAGGGACAUAUAACUACACACAAAAUAUCUAGGAGUCACGAAAUUAUUGAAGAUGAUAAUGGACUCAUAAGUAUUUUAGGAGGGAAAUGGACUAUAUAUAGAAAAAUGGCACAAGAUACAUUAGAUUAUAUAGCAAAUAAACAUUGUGAUAAGGUAAAAAUGAAAUAUAAUUGUAGAACAAAGUUUUUGAAAAUUAUUGGUAGCUGUGAUAAUCAAGGCAAUCACAAUUUGGAUGAUUUAACAUAUGGUAGUAGUAAGUUGAGUAAAAAUCUUGUCAAAAAAUACAACAAAAUUGACUACGAGACCGCUCACCAUCUUGUCUCUAAUUAUGGAUAUCUCUCCGAAAAAGUAUGUGACCUAGCCAAUGAAUUAAAUCUCUUUAACAAAAUUGAUCCAACAAAACCAUACAUUGAAGCAGAAGUGGUCUAUGCAAGUAGGUAUGAAUUUGCUUCAACCGUUUCGGAUAUCAUUGGGCGAAGGUUCAGGCUAGGUUUCAUUGAUUCUGAUGUAGCCAAUAAAGUUAUCUCAAAAAUUGCAAAUAUUAUGAAGGAUGAACUCAGUUGGUCCCGUGACCAGAUGAACCAAAACGUUCAAGAUGCAAAAGUUUAUAUCAGUUCCUUGUCUCUUGAGUGA